AAGUACAUUGCGAAGUACAUAGUCAAGCAGAGAACUUACAACAUUACAUAUGUUGUAAGUUCUCUGGUCAAGUACAUAGCCAAAUGAAUCAAAUCAUCACCAUCACAAACAAAUCACAAAAAGAAGGAAUCAUAAAUAGAAAUAUAAAAAUAUCUGACCAACCAAAUAACAACAUAGAUAACAUAAUAUCGUCGUCAGCAUCAGAAAAUCCGCUUUUUUAUCGACAAAUUUUGUUCAGCGAUGAGGCUCAUUUCUGGUUGAAUGGCUACGUAAAUAAGCAAAAUUGCCGCAUUUGGGGUGAAGAGCAACCAGAAGCCGUUCAAGAACUGCCCAUGCAUCCCGAAAAAUGCACUGUUUGGUGUGGUUUGUACGCUGGUGGAAUCAUUGGACCGUAUUUUUUCAAAGAUGCUGUUGGACGCAACGUUACGGUGAAUGGCGAUCGCUAUCGUUCGAUGCUAACAAACUUUUUGUUGCCAAAAAUGGAAGAACUGAACUUGGUUGACAUGUGGUUUCAACAAGAUGGCGCUACAUGCCACACAGCUCGCGAUUCUAUGGCCAUUUUGAGGGAAAACUUCGGAGAACAAUUCAUCUCAAGAAAUGGACCCGUAAGUUGGCCACCAAGAUCAUGCGAUUUAACGCCUUUAGACUAUUUUUUGUGGGGCUACGUCAAGUCUAAAGUCUACAGAAAUAAGCCAGCAACUAUUCCAGCUUUGGAAGACAACAUUUCCGAAGAAAUUCGGGCUAUUCCGGCCGAAAUGCUCGAAAAAGUUGCCCAAAAUUGGACUUUCCGAAUGGACCACCUAAGACGCAGCCGCGGUCAACAUUUAAAUGAAAUUAUCUUCAAAAAGUAAAUGUCAUGAACCAAUCUAACGUUUCAAAUAAAGAACCGAUGAGAUUUUGCAAAUUUUAUGCGUUUUUUUUUUAAAAAAAGUUAUCAAGCUCUUAAAAAAUCACCCUUUAUUAGCAAAAAACUUUUUUAAUUUAAAGAAAAACGAUUUGCAGCAACUUUCUUCGAAUGCUGUAGAACAUGCAUUCACAAGUGAAAUCAUCAAAAAUAAUUUGAGACACAUAAUUCGCAAUUACUUUGAAACUCAAAGUGAAUUAGAAUCGGAAAUUUGAAGUAUUGACAAUAAGUAUUUAAUAAAUCUAUAAAUCAUUUUGAUAAAUAAAUUGUUAUUCUGACUUACGAAACAA
Zeugodacus cucurbitae (melon fly) is the source of this 1194-nucleotide messenger RNA. RefSeq lists its product as uncharacterized. The coding region runs from base 84 to 851 and encodes 255 amino acids. Gene Ontology annotation, molecular function: nucleic acid binding. Lineage: Eukaryota; Metazoa; Arthropoda; Insecta; Diptera; Tephritidae. The transcript has 2 exons. The record is from RefSeq and is a predicted model, not a curated record.